AAUUCGCGAUCUUGAAGGGGCACGCAAAUGCUUCGAACGUUGCUCCGGAGCCCGCGUCUAAGCGCCGACUGGACCGGCCACUACGAGCACAAGGCCAUCGCAUGGGUCGAGCUGGUCCUCGAUGGUACGAUGAUGGCAGCCUCGUACGCAAUCGCAACGCGUCUCGAGGCGGCGACUGCGCUGCCCGACGUCGUCGAGCCGCUGGUGCUCUUUGGCCUCUUUGUCUCGCUAUGGCAGCUGUACACGCACUUCCACGCGCGCUUUGCCGAGACGUCCUUCUUGCACUACCUGCUCUUGUACUUUGUCGUCGCAGGCGUCGCCUCCAUGGUGCUCUCGCCCAACGUGGGCGCUGCCUUCGGGUACGGGCUCCUUCUAUCCCACCUAUCGAUGCUCGCCAUGUAUGUCAACGCGUUCGCCAUGCUGCCCGAGACGCGCGCACGGCUCUGGCCCGACCUUUGUCUCUUGAGCGCUAGCAGCGCCGUGAUCGGGCUCAGCCUCGUCGUGCCUCACAUCGCCUUUGCCUGCUACGGCGGCGCGCUCUGUCUCGAAACCAUUGUGCAGUUUCUGUGGGCGAUCAAGCGCUGGUGCAUCCCGCUUACGAUCGCGAUUCCCGUCUCGAUCGAGUACAUCACCGAGCGCCAUGGCACGUACGUUGUCGUCGUGCUCCUGCAGACGACGCUCGGCGCGCUCUUCACAAAUGCCGAGCCGACACAAGCCGUGCACCUCUCGCUCCUGCUUGUGUUUACGAUGGCCAUGUUCUACUUUGCGGUCCAACCGCCGCGCGAGCUGCAUGCGAUGCGGCGGUCCGUGGCCCACGGCGUUGUCUUCGUUGCAGCGCACUACGCGCUGCUGCCGACGCUGCUCGUACUGGGCGUCGCCGCCAAGCUCGCGAUGGUGGCAGUCGCCAAGCAGCGCGAGCUGCCGCCGCUCGGACUCUGGCUCCUCUUUGGCAGCAUCUCGGCGACGAUGCUGGCGAUGCUGCUGCUCCGGUCAACGCACUAUGGCGGGCGAAAGCCCCUCGACUCGGACGUGGCCACUAUCAGGUGCAUCAAGGCCUAUUGGUGGAUGCCCAUCGGUCUCUCGUCGCUGCUGCCGCUGGCAAUUGCUUUCGUCUUGCAAGCCUCGACGUCCGAGAAUGGCGUAGACCCGAUACUGGCGCUGGGGGUGGCGGCGGCGUCGCUCUUCGUCUGGGUCGUUGCCGAGACGCUCGUCAUGCACUGGCUUGUCGGCCGUGCGUUCCACAUGACUGCAGGCGAAACAGAUCCGCUCCUUGUGGAGCGGUCGCCGCGCAAACGUGGACGUACGAGCAGCUUCUUUACGGACGACGACUAA
Molecule: messenger RNA, 1332 nt
Organism: Saprolegnia parasitica CBS 223.65
Lineage: Eukaryota; Oomycota; Saprolegniomycetes; Saprolegniales; Saprolegniaceae
Exons: 1
Coding region: 28-1332 (434 amino acids)
Source: RefSeq, a predicted model, not a curated record